GAGAGCUGUGAUUGGUCAUGGCUUGUCACAUGGUACAAGGCUGUUGUGAAUAGCCUUGUACCAUGUGACCUCUGUGAUCAUUCACAGAUUUCACUAGUAGUAAGCAGUGAUGUCAGCAAGUGACAUCUUGCUUACUACUAUUCAUGUGAUCACUGAUUGGCCAAUCAGUGAUCACAUGAUCGGACCUCACACAGAGGUCCCGUACAGCAAUCGAUUCCAUGCACUCCCAGUAAGGGCGCACAGGCUGCAUACUAAAGCUUGCCAUACGUUAUACAAUUUUCUUAUUUGAUUUCCUUUAGAUUUUCCUUCAACUAUGUAGUGCAAGGGCCAGUCUGA
This is a messenger RNA of Staurois parvus, 336 nucleotides long. The record is from the annotation of a GenBank genome assembly. NCBI's taxonomy places the organism in Eukaryota, Metazoa, Chordata, Amphibia, Anura, Ranidae.